Plasmodium coatneyi is the source of this 818-nucleotide messenger RNA. RefSeq lists its product as uncharacterized. The coding region runs from base 13 to 723 and encodes 236 amino acids. The record is from RefSeq and is a predicted model, not a curated record. NCBI's taxonomy places the organism in Eukaryota, Apicomplexa, Aconoidasida, Haemosporida, Plasmodiidae. The transcript is spliced from 9 exons.
GCGAAGGACACCAUGAUGCUGAAUUAUUUGUUCUACAGCUCCACCCCCAAGUAUGAAAACAAAAUUGAAAGGAAAAAAAAAGAUGACAUGAGUUCUCUGCAAAGUUGUAUUGAAAAUGCCUCGAUUACGCUCAUCCUAGUUGGGUCUAUAGUGGUGGCCAUAAGUGUCUUGAUGAGCACAUUCUUCGCAGACAACUUAAGGAGUUCAAGUGUGUACAAAUUAUUUUGUCUUACAUCUGGACUUUGGCUCGUUAUUAUAAUAGCGCAAGUGUUAACCUUUUUAUUUUCCUCAACCAUUUUUCAAAAUUCCACGCAUUUGUUCUUAAAUGACCAAAAAGGGAGUGCAGCCAACGUCCUAACCUUCAGCUGCGUGUCCGUCCUGUCCUUUUGCGGAAUAUUCUCUUACGUAGUCAGCACGUUUAGUGGGACUAAUGGGCGCAUGUUGGCUUCCACCAUUUUCAGCUUUUCCCUGAAUUUAGUGUUCCUGGCCUUCCAGUUUCUAUAUAUACUGUUCCGGAUCCACAAAAUUAAGGGCAUAAAGUUUAGCAAAUAUCUGCCCUUUUUUUUGCCCGGAUUUUCUUGCAUGCUAGAAUCCAUCGCAAUGAAUGUGAAGCAUAAAAUGAAACAGAGUCUGCUGGAUAAAAAGUCUAAAAGGGGAAUGCACAAAAAAAAACUUGAGGACCACGUGAUGCACCAGGAUGAAAAUAUAUUCUUGAUUAACUAAAAUGGAGAGGAAACAAAAGACGCCUCAUAGGAUCCAACGUGUGUAGACCUACUCCCCCACACGUUUCCCUUUACAAGGACCCGUUUCGUGACAAC